AUGGAACUGCAGCCUCAGAAAAGUUUCGUCGCCGUUCUGUUUACCGGUGUAUCGGUGUCCUUAUGGAUAUGGUGGCGAAGGCGAUGUUUGCGCCGGCCACCUGGCGGUAUUUGGUCCUUGCCAGUGCUUGGCGAGACUCUGAGCUAUGUGCGAGAUCCGCUUGGCUUCAUGGAGGCCAAGCUUUCGAAAUAUGGGGGCACUUGCAGAUCACACUUGCUGUUUGCUCCUACUGUAAUUUUGGCGGUCACAGAUGAGAAUGCCAAGCUCAUUCUUUCCGAAAAGGAUUUAGCAUGGCCUGCAUAUUUCCAGAAACUGGUUGGCCCUACCUCCUUGCCUAUGGUGAAUGAUCCCCUGCACAAGAGGAUUCGGACCUUGAACUCCCGGGCUUUCGGGGACAGGCAGUUGGAUUCCUACUUGCCCUGUCUUCAAAGGCUGUCCUCGAAACACUUGCAGCUCUGGGCUGAAGAUGUAGACCAGGUGGCCAAGGAUCUACACAUGGAAGUCAAAAAGUAUGCCUUCGAGUGUGGAGAAGCUGUGAUUCUGGGAGUGGAGAACGACCCGCUCAAAACGGCACGUCUCAUGCAGCUGUACGAGGAGGUGUUCAAAGGUCUUGGGUAUAUUUUACCUGUGGACCUCCCGGGCUUUCCAUUCCACAAGUGCAUGAGGUCACGGAAGCUGCUGGUGCAGGAGUUCCAAACCCUGAUUGAAAAGAAACGCAAAAAGCUGAAAGAUCCAUGUCGAAUGUUCCAGGUCAACACGAUGCUGGAUACAAUGUUGCAGCUUGAUUCACCAGCAAUUGUUGCAAUGCAGCAAGAUCUUUCUAGGCAGGCCGAGGGAAUGAACAGCGAGGAGGAGCUCUCGGAUUUCUGUGUUGCGAUGAUGUUUGCCGGGCAUGACACCACACUCUGCUCCAUCCAGAGCUGCCUGCAUUGGCUGAAGGCAUGCCCCGAAGUGGAGACGGUGUUGCGCCAGGAAGUGCGCGCAUGUUGGGACGGCGAGUCCCGGAUCACGCGAGGCCUCCUGGACUCUCUGCCCCAGACACGUGCCUUCCUCCAGGAAGUCUGGCGGAUGACUCCACCGGUGCAGGUGAUG
Symbiodinium pilosum is the source of this 1092-nucleotide messenger RNA. The record is from the annotation of a GenBank genome assembly. Lineage: Eukaryota; Dinophyceae; Suessiales; Symbiodiniaceae.